Molecule: messenger RNA, 832 nt
Organism: Acaromyces ingoldii
Lineage: Eukaryota; Fungi; Basidiomycota; Exobasidiomycetes; Exobasidiales; Cryptobasidiaceae
Product: putative ARL1-ADP-ribosylation factor
Exons: 3
Coding region: 36-674 (212 amino acids)
Biological process (GO): protein folding
Cellular component (GO): microtubule cytoskeleton; cytoplasm
Molecular function (GO): GTP binding; GTPase activity
Source: RefSeq, a predicted model, not a curated record
CGAAAAGAAAGGCUCUGGCAAGGGGGCGAGACAUCAUGGGUCUCCUGAGCAUCAUUCGCAAGAACAAGCUCAAGGAGCGCGAGCUGCGCCUCCUCUUUCUCGGCCUCGACAACUCUGGCAAGUCGUCGAUCCUGGCCAAGAUCCGGGGCGAUGCGACGCACGAGAUCUCGCCCACGCUCGGCUUCGACAUCCUGACGCUUCUUCAUCGCGGAUAUACCCUCAAUGUGUGGGACGUCGGUGGGCAGCGGACGCUACGGCCGUACUGGAAAAACUACUUUGAGAGGACCGACUGCGUCGUCUGGGUCGUCGACAGCGGAGACCGCGCCAGGAUGGACGACUGCCGCACCGAGCUGUGGUCGCUCCUCGGUGAAGAGAGGCUGGCAGGCGCGACGAUCCUCGUCUUUGCCAACAAGCAGGAUCUGGCAGGCGCCAUGUCGGCGUCGGAGAUCAGGGAGCGACUCACCUUGACCGACAUCAAGACGCACUCGUGGCGCAUCCAGCCGUGCAGCGCCAUCACGGGCGAGAAUCUCAUCGAGGGGCUAGAUUGGGCAGUCAAGGACGUGGGCAGCCGCAUCUACUUUUACGGCACCAGCGAGGUCAACGAUGGGCGUGCUGGCGUUCCUGUCGAAGAGGCAAAAGAAGCAGGGGCAGAGGCUCCGGCAGAUGUGGCGUGAGAGAAGAGAUGAACGAAAAGGAAGGAGAGGAGCAUCAAUGCGCGAGGCAAUCGCAUCUAGGAGAUGGCAUACUAUUUCAAAGAGCCAUGAAGGAUAGAGGCGCUGGAAGGAUUUAUGUACAGUACAGUAGAGCCGAGUUAAAAGAUCUCAUGAUACCC